AUGACAGGUACUGUCCUCAUUACCGGGGCGAACGGCUCCCUUGCGAUCCCCUUUAUAAAAUCCCUCUUGUCACAAUAUCCCUCAUACACGCUCAUCGGAACCGUCCGAAAUCAUGAUGCCGACAGUGAUCCUAACACGGCAAAUUUGAGGAAUCUGGUGUCGCAGUUUCCGCAAUGCAGCGUUAGUAUCUACAAACUAGACCUAAACUCCCUGUCCGAGGUGGACGAUUUUGCGGAGAAGCUGGCCGUCAUGAUCCAAAACAAAAAGUUUCCCCCUUUGACUGCUAUCAUUUGCAAUGCAUUCAGCUGGUCACUCUCCGGAAGCCAGAAGUAUUCCGUCGACGGCUACGAACGCACCUUCCAGGUUUCACAUCUAUCGCAUCAUCUCCUGGUACUGAAGUUAUUGAACAGCAUGAACCGCGAGAUAGGCCGAGUAAUCAUGUUGGGAUCUGUUACACAUGACCCUGAAAAGCCCAACCCUCUUUGCAAGCUUGAUGCCCAAUUACCAAGCGAGAUAGAUGAGCUGGUCUAUCCGACGCCGGAUAAACCAGGGGAGGAACACGAUAGGGGAUUCCAGCGGUAUGGAACUGCUAAAUUGGCGAACGUGAUGUUCAUGCAUGAACUCAAUGAGAGACUCAUAAAGGUGAGUCAUUGGGAGAAAGCUGUAAUCUACCAGGAAAGAAAGAGAGACACUGACAAGCUAAAGCAUCCAUUCCUCAACAACAUCACGGUGACCGCAAUGGACCCCGGUGGAUUGGUCGAUUCCCGUGCAAACAAGGAGCAGAAGCUCUUUGCCCAGUGUUUAAUGUUUACCAUGAAAAUGUUUAUUCCUUUUCUCAGAACAUUCACAACAGCCGUUCGCUCAUCGGAAGAUUCUGGGACGGAUCUCCUCCAGGUGGCUAUGGGACCGGAUUUCCACGGUAAAAGGGGGUACUUUGUGGGUCUAAUGCAGGCGGAGUCGGCCAUGGUAAGCAAAUGUCCCGAAAAUCGGGAGAGGCUUUGGAGGGCAUGUGGGCGUUGGUUGGGACUGAAUGAGGAAUAUGUGUGUUGGGAAUCAUGA
Molecule: messenger RNA, 1059 nt
Organism: Penicillium cataractarum
Lineage: Eukaryota; Fungi; Ascomycota; Eurotiomycetes; Eurotiales; Aspergillaceae
Exons: 1
Coding region: 1-1059 (352 amino acids)
Cellular component (GO): mitochondrial outer membrane; lipid droplet; endoplasmic reticulum membrane
Molecular function (GO): 3-beta-hydroxysteroid 3-dehydrogenase (NADP+) activity
Source: RefSeq, a predicted model, not a curated record